Messenger RNA from Megalops cyprinoides (Indo-Pacific tarpon), 1374 nucleotides. RefSeq names its product G-protein coupled receptor 151-like. The record is from RefSeq and is a predicted model, not a curated record. Gene Ontology annotation, cellular component: membrane. Gene Ontology annotation, biological process: G protein-coupled receptor signaling pathway. The coding region runs from base 69 to 1283 and encodes 404 amino acids. The transcript has a single exon. Gene Ontology annotation, molecular function: G protein-coupled receptor activity. Lineage: Eukaryota; Metazoa; Chordata; Actinopteri; Elopiformes; Megalopidae.
UACAGCAAAGUGUGACUAACAGCACGGGGAACAAGUCUGUGGACAGACAGCUGUUCUCCGAAGUGGGCAUGGACAAUUUCUUGGAUUCCCAGGAACUGAAAGUGCUAAUACCAGCAAUUCUGGGGAUAAUCUGUGUGCUGGGCUUUGCUGGGAAUAUCACAGCGAUGGGCGUUCUGCUCAACAACGCCCUCAAGGGCAAGCUGACCCUCAUCAACGCCCUGAUCCUGAACCUGACACUGGCGGACAGCCUGGUGCUGGUGUUCGUGGUGCCGUUCAAGACCGCCGCCCUGACCCGGGCCGGCUGGACGCUGGGCUGGUUCGUGUGCAAGACCUGCGACUGGUUCCUACAGUCCUGCAUGGCGGCCAAGAGCUUCACGGUGGCCAUCAUGGCCAAGUCCUGCUACAGGUACGUCAGGAACCCCAGCAAGCAGGUGAGCAUCGACCAGAAGGCCAUCCUCACCGUCCUGCUUUUCGUCUGGCUGCUGGCGUGCCUGGUCUCCGCCCCCCACGGGCUCUUUGCCGGCCUGCAGGGGCAAGGGGACGGGCUGGCGUGCGUCCAGGCCGUCCCCCCCUCCGCACGCGACGCCAUGGCGGUGUACGUCAAGGCGUCCCCGCUGGUGGCCUUCUGUGCACCGCUGGGCUUCGCCCUGCUGUACUUCUGGCGGGCGUACGGGCGGUGCCGGCGGCGGGGCAGCAAGACACAGAACCUGCGCACCCAGAUCCGCUCCCGGCGGCUCACCAUCAUGCUCUUCGGCCUGACCGUCGCCGCGGCGACCAUGUGGCUGCCGCAGUGGGUGGCGUGGGUAUGGUCGCAGCACGCGGCGGAGAGCGGGGGCCGGCUGCCGCCGCGGCUCUUCACCCUCUCCGCCCAGCUCCUCAUGUUCUCCAUCUCACUGGCGGACCCCGUCAUCGUCCUUGCCCUGUCCGAGGAGUUCCGCGACGGCUGUGCUGACCUGUGGCGGCACCUCACCUUCCGCAAGCGCCCGCCGCCCAAGAGCAAGCCCGGCCCGCACGCACCCACCGCCCCCAAGUCCCCCUGCCCCCGGCCCGAGACCUCCGCGCACCCGCCCCCGCGCGGGCCGGACGGGGGCCCUGCAGAGCAGCCCAAACCCGAGGAGGCCCCCGGACCCGGCCCCGCGGAGCCUGGCAGCCCAGCCAACAAGGACGGCAUGGUGCUGCCCGAUCUGGAGCAGUUCUGGCACGAACGCGAGACGGGCCCGCUGGCCGAUGAGAACGACCCCAUCCCAUGGGAGCACCAGGACCAGGCAGAGGUAAAGCCCUAACACGGCUCAGCUCGCGCCUAAACUCACGUCUUUAUCAGCCACCACGGAACAGGCAAGCACUUCCCUCUCUCUCUGUACCGACCCUGUCAGC